Messenger RNA from Lolium perenne, 1176 nucleotides. Lineage: Eukaryota; Viridiplantae; Streptophyta; Magnoliopsida; Poales; Poaceae. The record is from RefSeq and is a predicted model, not a curated record.
UUCUAAGCACUCAGGGUUGAUCCUCGUGUCGUGAGAGAAGCGUUUCGUACUGCUUGUACCGACUCGCACGCACCGCCUCUCGGGAUGCUCUUUCAGUCUUUGUGCGCUGGUCAAAACGAAGAAAACCUUGGCAGACCGCCGCCUCCUCUUCUUCUUUAUCCAUGGAUCGCCACCGCCUCCUUUUCUUCUCUAUCCAUGGGUCGCCACAUAUUGCCACUGCCGGAACUUUCCAGCCUCUCCCACCACCAGGACCACCGGCGCCACGCUGCAGCAUGAGGGUUGGAUCCACGAGGUGGCAUGGUUGUCCAACACCGCGUCGGUGAGGUGGUGAUGGCGAUCCGGAUCGAUGCAGAGAUGAAGCCUCUUCUCGGUGCCGACGACUUGGGCCUUCACGGGGGUCUCUGGCCGUCGUCGGGGAUGAGGUCGGGCAAGGGGGGCGAGAUCGCACAUCCUUUCCAUCGCCUCUGCACGUGCCCUCAACUGUAUCACACCUGUGGGCUAUGGCAUGUGGUUCCUCACGAGAGCGCCGCAGAGUCCCUCGCCGCCACCAGGACUUGGAGUUCCUCGCCGCCACCACCACCACCCGUAGCUUGCAAGUGCCACCAGGAGCCCGACGAACUGAGGUCUUUGCCGCCGGCAGCCUGGAUGCCCAGACUCCACCGCCGGAAACACGGACGCCCGGAAGGCUCCUCCGCCGGCGCCCACCGAUCUGCACGGCCAUGCGCCGCCGUUCUCCCCCGGCGAGCGCGCCGCCGCUGCUCCUCCCCCGACGAGCGCGCCGCCGCUGCUCCUCCCCCGACGAGAGCACCUCCUGCUCCUCCCCCGGCGAGUGCGCCGCUGCUGCUCCUCCCCCGGCGAGCGCGCCACUGCUGCUCCUCCCCCGAUGAGCGCGCCGCCGUUGCUCCUCCCCCGACGAGCGCGCCGCCGCUGCUCCUCCUGGCGUGUGCGCCGUCUACUCCCCAUCCAGCUGUUGCCGGCGGGGGGAGGUAUUGGUGGAGAUGGGCAAGUAGAUUUGGGGGCAGCAGACAUAAUUUUUUUGUUGGUUUUACUGUUAACUAUUGUUGUUAAUAUUUUGGAGAUUUGUUGUAAAUAUAUUUUAUGCUAUGGGAAGUUUUUUUGUUGUAAAUUUGUUGUGGAUUGUUGUUGUAAACACCUAAAUUAUUUUGUGGUUUGUUU